AGAACGUUGCAAACAUUCCGCCCGAGUGGAUCCCAUGACAGCGCUGUGUGGGGGGGACGUGAUGGGAAUAGAUGAAGUUCAUGUCUUGGGUCACCACUCCCAGCGUCGUCAUGGACAAGACACCGAGUAUAAGUAUGGCCCAGUUCGCCUUGCUGUAGAAACCAUCGCAGUCCACGACUUUCGAUUCUCACUCACUCAUUCAUUCAUUCGCUUCUUUCAACCUUCUCUUCUUUUGAACAUAUAUUCAACUUGCUCUUUACUCCUCCAACAUGAAGGCUGGUGCUCUCCUCGCUCUGCUUGUGGCGCCUAUGGCGGCCAAUGCCCACUACAUCUUCAACAUCCUCGUCGUCAACGGCCAGACCAUCGGUGGCGAGUAUGCCUACGCUCGCAAGAACAGCAACGCGUACAACCCCGUCAUCACCAACGACAUUGUCAACUCCAACGACCUCCGCUGCAACAGGGGCGCUGUCGCUGGUAACACCGGUACCUACACCGUCAAGGCCGGUGACAAGCUUGGCUUCAAGAUCUUCAACAACGAGAGGAUCGAGCAUCCCGGUCCUGGAUUUGUCUACAUCUCCAAGGCUCCCGGAAAGGUCAAGGACUACGAUGGCAGCGGCGCCUGGACCAAGGUCAUGGAGAGCGGUCUUGCCAACCCCAGCGCCCCUGGUGUUGACAAGAGCUGGGCCAACUGGGACAAGGAUAGGCUCGAGUGGACCAUCCAGAAGAGCAUUCCUGCUGGUGAAUACCUUGUCCGUGUCGAGCACAUCGGUCUUCACGAGGGUCACGUUGGCAAGGCCCAAUUCUACAUGGAGUGCUUCCAGCUGAACAUCCAGUCCUCUGGCACUGGAACCCUCGGCCCCACUGUUAAGAUUCCCGGUCUCUACAGCGCCAACGAUGCCGGUAUCAAGUUCAACAAGUGGAGCAACCCCAAGUCUUACCCCAUGCCCGGCCCCAAGCUCUACGCCGGCCAGUAAGCGAUUCGCAUUGCCAGCCAGCCGUCAAGCAAACAAGCAAGCAUUUAUGCCAGCUGCCCAGCCAGCACACAGUCGAGGAGGAAAGGGUGUUUUUGUUCAUAUCCGCCCCAGUGGCGCUUCAUUUCUCUCUUAGUCUACAUUCCAUAGCUAUGAUCAAUGUGACUAUGCGUUGCUUUCCGA
Molecule: messenger RNA, 1154 nt
Organism: Bipolaris sorokiniana ND90Pr
Lineage: Eukaryota; Fungi; Ascomycota; Dothideomycetes; Pleosporales; Pleosporaceae
Product: glycoside hydrolase family 61 protein
Exons: 2
Coding region: 270-974 (234 amino acids)
Source: RefSeq, a predicted model, not a curated record